CGGCAGCAGGGGACGGAGGGCAGAGAGCGCAGCGGAGCGCACGGCAGAGCGCACGGCACGGCACGGCACGGCACGGCACCGCCCCGCACCCCCGGACCGCAGCCGGACGCACGGCGCGUGCUGUGGAGCGAUCCCGGUGUGCAGGAUAAACCCACUCGACCACCAGCUGCCCCCCCCCAAACCCCCCGCCCCCCCUCUCUGGGGGAACCGCGCUACUGCGGGGACGCGCAAAUGUGAGCGCGACGCAGAGACUCAGGUGCAGAGAAGCGGACUGGCGGCGCUCCGAGGAUGCAGAAGUCUCCGGUGGAAGAUGCAAACUUCCUCUCCAAGUUCUUUUUCUGGUGGACGUCCCCGCUCCUGAGGAAAGGCUUCAGGAAGAAGUUGGAGCUGUCUGAUGUGUACAAGGCUCCUUCUUUUGACCUGGCUGACAACCUCUCUGAGAGGUUAGAAAGAGAAUGGGACAGGGAGGUGGCGUCGGCCCGGAACAAGCCCCGGCUGCUCCGGGCGCUGGCCCGAUGCUUCUUCGCACCCUUCGCCUUCUUCGGCGUGCUGCUCUACUUCGGGGAGGCCUCCAAGACGGUGCAGCCGCAGCUGCUGGGCCGGAUCAUCGCCUCCUUCGACCCGUUCCACGCCCCCGAGCGCAGCCAGGGCUACUACCUGGCCCUGGGCCUGUGCCUGCUCUUCACCGCGCGCUUCCUGCUGCUGCAGCCCGCCAUCUUCGGCCUGCAUCACCUGGGCAUGCAGAUCCGCAUCGCGCUCUUCAGCCUCAUAUACAAGAAGACGCUGAAGCUGUCCAGCCGAGUCCUGGAUAAGAUCAGCACGGGUCAGCUGGUCAGCCUCAUGUCUGCACACCUCAACAAGCUGGACGAGAGUCUGGGUCUGGCCCACUUCGUGUGGAUCACCCCCCUGCAGUGUAUCCUCUGCACGGGCCUCCUCUGGGAGCUGAUCGAGGUGAAUAGCUUCUGCACCUUGGCUUCUCUGACUCUGCUGGGCAUCGUCCAGGCCUGGCUCUCUCAGAAGAUGGGACCUCACAGGGUGAAGCGAGCGGGGAUGAUCAACCGCCGCCUGGCACUCACCUCAGAGAUCGUGGAGAACAUCCACUCUGUGAAGGCGUACGGCUGGGAGGAGGUGAUGGAGACCAUCAUCAAGAACAUCAGGCAAGACGAGGUGACGCUGACGAGGAAGAUCGGCUCUCUGCGCUACUACUACAGCGCCGCCUACUUCUUCUCCGCCAUCCUGGUCAUCGUGUCGGCCAUCGUGCCGCACGCGCUCAGCAGAGGCAUCAUCCUGCGUCGGAUUUUCACCACCGCCUCCUACUGCAUGGUGCUGCGAAUGACAGUCACCCGCCAGCUGCCCGGCUCCAUCCAGAUGUGGUACGACACGCUGGCGCUGGUCAAGAAGAUCGAGGAGUUCUUGAUGAAAGAAGAGUUCAGAGCUCUGGAGUACAACCUGACCACCACCGAGCUGGAACUGGUCAACGUGUCUGCUUCCUGGGACGAGGGUAUCGGUGAGCUCUUUGAGAAGAUCAAGCAGGAGAACAAAGCUAACGGGCACCCCAACGGAGACGCAGGACUCUUCUUCACCAACCUCUACGUCACCCCCGUCCUGAGGAACAUCAGCCUGUACCUGGAGAAGGGCCAGAUGCUGGCGGUGGCUGGAUCCACGGGCUCUGGGAAGAGCUCCCUGCUCAUGAUGAUCCUGGGAGAGUUGGUUCCAUCGGAGGGUAAAAUCAGACACAGCGGACGUAUUUCCUUCUCGCCGCAGACGGCCUGGGUCCUUCCUGGGACAAUUCGCGACAACAUCUUGUUUGGUCUGACCUACGACGAGUACCGCUACACCUCCAUCAUCAAAGCCUGCCAGCUGGAGGAGGAUUUUGGACAGCUGCCUGAGAAGGACAAGACUCUCCUGCUGGAAGGAGGCGUGACCCUCAGCGGAGGUCAAAGGGCACGUCUGGGACUGGCCAGGGCUUUAUAUAAGGAUGCAGACCUCUACCUGCUGGAUGCACCUUUCACCCACCUGGACAUCGCCACGGAGAAAGAGAUCUUUGAGCAGUGUAUCUGUAAACUCAUGGCCUCCAAGAGUCGUGUUGUUGUCACCAGCAAGCUGGAGCAUCUCAAACGGGCCGACAAGAUCCUGCUGCUGCACAACGGAGACUGCUACUUCUACGGCACGUUCUCCGAGCUGCAGGCCAAGCGGCCCGACUUCAGCUCGCUCCUCCUCGGCCUUGAGGCGUACGACAACAUCAACGCCGAGCGCCGCAGCUCCAUCCUCACCGAGACCCUGCGCAGGGUCUCCGUCGACGAGACAGCCGGCUUCCGGGGGCCGGAGCCCGUCCGCCAGUCGUUCCGCCACGUGCCUCCGCCGGUCAUCGGCUCCGGAGCUCCCGGUCACCCCACGGGCGACGCCCACCCUGAGAAACGCAAACAUUCGCUCAUCCUCAACCCUCUGGCCGCCGCCCGCAAGUUCUCCUUCAUCGGGAACUCGCAGCCAGCCCCCAGCGGUCAGCCAUCCUCCAUGGAGGACGGGGUGCACGACCUCUCGGAGAGGAGGUUCUCCGUGGUGCCGGAAGACGAGCAGGUGGAGGAAGUGCUGCCCAGGGGCAACCUGUACCACCACGGCCUGCCGCAGCUCCACGGCCAGCGCCGCCAGUCCGUGCUGGCCUUCAUCACCAACGCCCAGGGCCAGGAGCGGCGCGACCAGAUGCAGUCAUCCUUCAGGAGGAAGCUGUCCAUCACGCCGCAGUGCGACCUGGCGUCGGAGCUGGACAUCUACGCCCGCCGCCUGUCCAAGGACAGCGUGUACGACAUCAGUGAGGAGGUGGACGAAGAAGACAUGGAGCAAUGCUUCGCCGAUGACCGAGAGAACGUCUUUGAAACCACCUCGUGGAGCACUUACCUGCGCUACGUCACCACCAACAGGAGCCUGGUCUACGUCCUCGUCUUCAUCCUCAUCGUCUUCGCCAUCGAGGUUGCCGGUUCUGUCAUUGGCAUCUUCCUCAUCACAGACACCAUCUGGAGGGAUGGACUCAACCCCGCCUCGCCCAACUACAUCAGCGAGCAGCACCCCAACGCGUCCUCCACCCCCGUCCACCUGGCCGUCAUCGUCACGCCCACCAGCGCCUACUACAUCAUCUACAUCUACGUGGCCACAUCGGAGAGUGUGCUGGCCCUGGGGGUGUUCCGGGGGCUGCCGCUGGUGCACACGCUACUCACCGUGUCCAAGCGGCUGCACGAGCAGAUGCUGAGCGCCGUGCUGCGGGCCCCCAUGGCCGUGCUCAACGCCAUGAAGACAGGUCGGAUCAUGAACAGAUUCACCAAGGACAUGGCCACCAUCGACGACAUGCUGCCCCUGGUGCUGUUCGACCUCAUACAGCUCACGCUGAUCGUCACUGGUGCCAUCUUCACCGUGUCCAUCAUGCGGCCGUACAUCUUUAUCGCCGCCAUCCCUCUAGCCAUCAUCUUCGUCAUCCUCAGGAAGUACUUCCUCCGAACUGGGCAGCAGCUGAAGCUGCUGGAGGCUGAGGCUCGCACGCCCAUCUUCUCCCACCUCAUCAUCUCCCUGAAGGGCCUGUGGACCAUCCGGGCGUUCGGCCGCCAGACCUACUUCGAGAUGCUGUUCCACAAGGCCCUGAACACCCACACGGCCACCUGGUUCCACUACCUGGCCACGCUGCGCUGGUUCCUCUUCCGCUGCGACAUGAUCUUCGUGCUCUUCUUCAGCGCCGCCGCCUUCAUCGCCGUGGGAACCAACCAGGAUAAACCGGGGGAGAUCGGCAUCAUCGUGGCCCUGGCUAUGCUCAUCUUGGGGACUUUCCAGUGGGCCGUGAUCACCAGCAUCACUGUGGACGGGCUGAUGCGUUCGGUGGAUCGAGUCUUCAAGUUCAUCGACCUGCCACCCGAGGAGCCGCUGCCCAAGAAGUCUGGGGGUAAAGGCGCCGACCUGGUCAUCGACAACCCGCACGCCCACGACUGCUGGCCCAACCGGGGCCAGAUGGACGUGCGGGGCCUGACAGUGAAAUACACCGAAGCCGGCCGGGCCGUGCUCAGCAACAUCUCCUUCAGCGUGGAUGGAGGCCAGAGCGUGGGCCUUCUGGGCCGGACCGGCUCGGGGAAGAGCACCCUGCUGUCCGCUCUGCUGCGGCUCGCCUCCACCGACGGGGAAAUCUCCAUCGAUGGCGUUUCCUGGAGCUCCGUCUCACUGCACACCUGGAGGAAGGCGUUCGGGGUGGUGCCACAGCGAAUUUUCAUUCUGACUGGAACUUUCCGUAUGAACCUGGACCCGUAUGGACGCUACAGCGACGAGGAGCUGUGGAGGGUCACCGACGAGGUGGGUCUGAAGUCGGUGAUCGAGCAGUUCCCGGACAAGCUGGACUUCCAGCUGGAGGACGGCGGCAGCGUCCUGAGCAACGGACACAAGCAGCUGCUGUGUCUGGCUCGCUCCAUCCUCAGCAAGGCGCGGAUCCUGCUGCUGGACGAGCCCUCGGCCUACCUCGACCCCAUAACUCUGCAGGUCCUGAGGAAAACACUGAAGCAGUCGUUCUCCGGCUGCACCGUCAUUCUGUCAGAGCACCGGGUGGAGCCGCUGCUGGAGUGCCAGUCCUUCCUGAUGAUCGAGGACAGCUCCAUGAAAUGCUACGACAGCAUCCAGAAGCUGAUGAAUGAGACCAGCCACCUCAAGCAGGCCAUGAGCCCGGCCGACAGGCUCCGCCUCUUCCCCUCGCUGCACCGCCUCAACUCCGCCAAGAGGGCGCCGCCGCCCAGCGCCAAGAUCGCCGCCCUGCAGGAGGAGGCCGAGGACGACGUGCACGACACCCGGCUGUGACACACACACACACACACACACACACACACACACACAAACACACACACACACACAGUCCUAUCCUCCAUGUGUAUGCACUUUAGAGCCCUGGUACUCCGCAGCUCUCCGAGCAGGCCCACUGAUUUCACACUGAAUAAAAACAUUAAACAAACCGUUGUCAGAUCUUCCUGAAAAUAAUGUGUCGAUGUUCAAAUUAGAUUCUCAGCUUUGAUUUCUCAGCCUUCUUUUUUAAAUGUGGCGCAUCGUCGGGGAAGCCAGCUGUCGCUCGGUAACGUUUAGCUUCUCGAUGUUUCGUCUUCUGGGAAACAUUUAGGCUCUUCUAAUGUUAGAAACCGCUCUGUCCAAUAGUUUUGUAUAGCACUGAUGCAGAAUAUAUAUGAAGGUACUGCAGAGACAUGUCUUCACUGUGAUAACAGAUGCUGUGGUGUUUUUGUUUUGUUUCCUCUUUUUUUACAGUGUAAAUUAAGAACAAAGCUUGUAGGAAAUGGAUGAAAUCCUCCCUAGCAAAAAAAAAAAAAAAUCUGUAAAAGUAUUUGUUAAAUCAUUUUUGUUUCCAGAAAAAGUAAAGAUUUUGAGGAUUUAA
Salarias fasciatus (jewelled blenny) is the source of this 5404-nucleotide messenger RNA. RefSeq names its product CF transmembrane conductance regulator (gene cftr). Gene Ontology annotation, molecular function: ATP hydrolysis activity; ABC-type transporter activity; ATP binding. Gene Ontology annotation, cellular component: plasma membrane; cytosol; apical plasma membrane. Lineage: Eukaryota; Metazoa; Chordata; Actinopteri; Blenniiformes; Blenniidae. The coding region runs from base 289 to 4821 and encodes 1510 amino acids. Gene Ontology annotation, biological process: chloride transmembrane transport; bicarbonate transport. The transcript has 27 exons. The record is from RefSeq and is a predicted model, not a curated record.